GAGAAAGGCAGCUAUAUAAUAGGGUGUGAUCUUAGUCAAGAGGACAGAGCAGAGUUAGUUUUUUAACAUUUAGGCCUAGACUGUCGUUUUAGAUCUUCCUUUGUAGUCGUGUUUGGAGACAUUCAACAAACCAUCAAUCUAUCAUGAGCCAUGAUUGACAGAGAUUGGCCGAGGGGACUUCUGAUUAUGAGUUUCUGAGAGCUUCUGGCCACUGCUAUAUUUAACGGGCAACAGCAGGAGAGGCAGCAAUGUCUGGACUAUACUACUUGGGAGGAAAUAGACAGGUGGGCGGUCGACCCAGGAGGAGUGCCGGAGCCCGCCUGGGAUUCGCUGGAGCAGUGCGAAGAGGGGUAUAGAAGAAUGGAGUUGGCGAAGCAAGCACGGCGGCGCGGACGGAAGCCCGAGAGUCAGCCCCAAAAAUGUAUUGGGGGGAGGCACAGGGGGAGUGUGGCAGAGUCAGGAGUCAGACCUGAGCCAACUCCCCCCGUUUAUCGUGAGGAGCCAAGGAGGAGCUCAGAAACAGAGCUGGUGUUGGAGGUGAGCGAAGCAGAGACUGUGAAGGAGUUAAUGGGGAAAUUGGAGGAGAGAGAUAUGAGGGAGUUGCUGGUUUGGUGCAUGAGGCACGACAUUCGCCCGACGGAGCGUGUCAGGGAUUUAAUGGCACCUGGGUCAGCUCCCCAUACUCAUCCUGAAGUGCGUGCUAGGGGUCUGGUGAAGACUGUGCCAGCCUCACGCACCAGGCCUCCUGUGCAUCUCCCGAGCCUUGCAUGUCCUGUGCCAUCUCAGCACUACAGUGCUCCUAGCAGUGCUAACCGUGGCGGGUGUGGUGCUGGUCAGGCACCGUGUUAUGCGGUGGUUCGCACGGUGUCCCCAGUACGCGUGCUUAGCCCGGUGCGCUACAUCACAGCUUCCCACAUCUGCCGGGCUAGGGUGAAGAUCCAUCCAGGGCGGUUGGUGCCAUCCCUGCUCUCAAGAUCUCCAGUACGCCUUCACGGUCCGGUCCAUCCAGUGCCACCUCCACACACCAGCCCUCCGGUGGCAGCUCCCCGCACCAGGCUUCCUGUGCGUGUCCUCGGCCCAGUAGCACCAGUGCCAGCACCACACAUCAGGCCUACAGUGCGUUCCGCCUGUCCAGCGCUGCCGGAGCCUUCCUCCUCUCCAGUGCUGCCGGAGUCUCCCGCCUGUCCGGCGCUGCUGCCGGAGUCUCCCGCCUGUCCGGUGCUGCUGCCGGAUUCUCCCGCCUGUCCGGCGCUGCUGCCGGAGUCUCCCGCCUGUCCGGCGCUGCUGCCGGAGUCUCCCGCCUGUCCAGUGCUGCUAGAGCCUUCCUCCUCUCCAGCGCAGCCGGAGUCUCCCGCCUGUUCGGCGCUACCAGAGCUCCCGCCCGUCAGUCCAGAGGCGCCAGAGCUACUCAGUCCAGCGCUGUCAGAGCCUUCCUCUCCAGCGUUGCCGGAGCUUCCCGUCUGCCCAGCAUUGCCGGAGCUUCCCGUCUGCCCAGCGCCGCCUGAGCCACCCGUCUGCCCAGCGCCGCCUGAGCCACCCGUCUGCCCAGCGCCGCCUGAGCCACCCGUCUGCCCAGCGCCCCCUGAGCCACCCGUCUGCCCAGCGCCGCCUGAGCCGCCAGUCUGCCCAGCGCCACCAGUGCCGCCAGUCUGCCAAGCGCCAAGACCCGGUCCACUUGUGACAGGCAGCCCACUGCCUAUUGGCUCCCACUCAGACCGCUUCCCUUCUUCACUGCCUUGA
This is a messenger RNA of Oncorhynchus keta (chum salmon), 1740 nucleotides long. RefSeq lists its product as uncharacterized. The coding region runs from base 361 to 1740 and encodes 459 amino acids. The record is from RefSeq and is a predicted model, not a curated record. The transcript has 3 exons. NCBI's taxonomy places the organism in Eukaryota, Metazoa, Chordata, Actinopteri, Salmoniformes, Salmonidae.